GUCACUUGUAUGAUAACACAGACUCAGUGGAUGAAUUGUGGUCAAUCUUCGCUCGAACCAGUCUGGUGAUCUGUCAGCCUGACUCCGCUCAGCUUCGAUGUCCACCGCGAAUGCAUAUUCGCCCGCUGGUCACAUCCGUUCUAACUGAACCGGGACAGCUUCCACGCAACGAGAACGUUAGUCCACACUGUUUCCGGAAUGACUUGUCCCGAUGGACUAAGGAUCCUAGACAAAUGGAGAAAUUGUUGCACCAAUGUCGAUAUGCUGAUGAGCAUGAGGUAAGUGAAUGCACAAGAAAGACUGAUUGA
This is a messenger RNA of Echinostoma caproni, 308 nucleotides long. Lineage: Eukaryota; Metazoa; Platyhelminthes; Trematoda; Plagiorchiida; Echinostomatidae. The record is from the annotation of a GenBank genome assembly.